AUGCGACCACACGUGGCGCGGUGGAAAAGGUUAUGCACCACCCCGCCAAAUACCCUUGGCCGGAUAGCCUUGCAGAGGCUCUCGACGCAGGCCGUCGGCAACCUAAAGAUUCUACAACAUCAACAUAUCAGCGACCCUGCUCAGGACGGCAUCGUGAAGUACGAUCACGCAAGCGAAGUACAAGAACGGCUGCGCGAGAGGUUCCUACAGUGGAAGAGCCACUCGUCCGAGAAGCCAGACGCAGCAGACACCUGCCCUCCCCCGCAGCUCAUCACCUUCGAGUCCACACCGACAUAUACCCUUGGGCGGCGGCAAGACAACCCGUCCCCCGAGCAAACCGGCCGGCUACGUCAGGAGCUUACGGUAGACCUCCCGCACCGCCCCAAUGCGAUACGUGGACGGACGUUCACCCCUGAUAUCAGGAAAACAAACCGCGGCGGGUUGACGACAUAUCACGGCCCAGGCCAGAUUGUUCUAUGGCCUGUCCUCGACAUGCGCUCCCCGCUAUACCCCAACUACUCGGUUGCCUCAUACGCGGGACACUUGGAAUCAACGACACAGCGCCUUCUUGCAGAGCUAUUCGGGAUCAAGACAUACAUCAGCCCUGAUGAGCCUGGUGUUUGGGUCACCACGCAGGGGAACCAGCCGGCUCGCAAGAUUGCUGCUCUGGGCGUGCACCACCGCCGCUACGUAACAGCGCUCGGCAUUGCGCUCAAUGUCGACAUUCCCGUCUCUGGCCCCGAGUCUACGAACGCAUGGGCACGUUUUGUGCCAUGUGGUCUGGACGGAAAGGAGGUUACAUCUAUCGCUGCAGAGGUAGGUUCCGAAAAGGACAGGCCCUGGGACCUUGCGGCUUUAGCAGGUACAUGGGCAAAAUUGUUUGAAGAGGGGCUGCUAGAUGCCCCUAAGCGGUUAUUCGAAGGCCUUGAUUCCUCACUCUCCCGAUGA
This is a messenger RNA of Clonostachys byssicola, 948 nucleotides long. The record is from the annotation of a GenBank genome assembly. NCBI's taxonomy places the organism in Eukaryota, Fungi, Ascomycota, Sordariomycetes, Hypocreales, Bionectriaceae.